UGCUACGCUCGUUAUAGCAUUUCGGUGCUUUAUUUCUUGUCCCAUAAAAUCAUUGGCUCCGGAAUUGUUUGAUUUUUGUUGUGCGUGGUACUUUAAGAUAUUUCCCACUUUUGGAAACUGAAUUUCGUUUGUAGAAGUUUAGCUCAUAUCGGUGCAUUGAGAAGCUGUCGAGAAAAUGGCGAAUCCAAAGGACGACUCGAAACCCAAUGAGGAAGACUUGGCUACCGCCAUCCUUAAACAAAAAGAGAAGCCUAAUCGUUUGAUGGUGGAGGAGGCCGUAAAUGACGAUAAUUCAGUGGUCUGUAUGUCUCCUAAAAAGAUGGACGAACUUCAACUAUUUCGAGGGGAUACUGUGCUGAUUAAAGGAAAAAAGCGUCGCGAUACAGUUUGUAUUGCUCUGACGGAUGACACUGUACCCGAUGACAGAAUCCGAAUGAACCGUGUGGUUCGUCGAAAUUUGCGCGUGAGACUCGGGGAUGUUGUUAGCGUGCAGAAUUGUCCCGAAGUCAAGUACGCCAAAAGAGUUCACAUUCUGCCAAUCGAUGACACAGUGGAAGGCUUGACUGGGAACCUGUUUGAAGUCUACUUGAAGCCGUACUUCCUCGAAGCCUACAGACCAUUGAGGAAGGGGGAUUUGUUUUUGGUUCGCGGCGCAAUGAGAUCAGUCGAGUUCAAGGUUGUGGAGACUGAUCCCAGUCCUUACUGUAUCGUUGCGCCGGAUACCGUUAUUCACUGCGAGGGAGAGCCGAUCAAACGCGAGGAAGAAGAAGAAGCACUGGCUGAGGUUGGUUACGAUGAUAUUGGUGGAUGCCGUAAGCAACUGGCUCAGAUCAAAGAGAUGGUGGAAUUGCCUUUACGACAUCCGACGCUCUUCCGAACGAUUGGUGUAAAGCCACCGCGCGGUAUUCUUCUGUAUGGUCCACCUGGCACGGGAAAAACUCUCAUUGCUCGUGCAGUCGCCAACGAAACUGGAGCCUUCUUUUUUCUCAUUAACGGCCCGGAAAUUAUGAGUAAAUUGGCUGGUGAAUCUGAGAGCAAUUUACGAAAAGCUUUCGAAGAAGCUGAAAAGAAUGCCCCGGCUAUCAUUUUUAUUGAUGAGUUGGAUUCCAUUGCACCUAAGCGUGAAAAAACUCAUGGAGAAGUUGAGCGCCGGAUAGUUUCCCAGUUGCUGACUCUGAUGGAUGGCUUAAAACAGCGCUCGAAUGUCAUUGUUAUGGCGGCGACUAACCGUCCAAACAGUAUCGAUCCUGCUCUGCGUCGUUUCGGUCGUUUUGAUCGAGAAGUUGAUAUCGGCAUUCCGGAUGCUAUUGGUCGUCUAGAAAUUUUGCGUAUUCACACCAAGAACAUGAAACUAGCUCGGGAUGUGGAUUUGGAACGCGUGGCUGCUGAAACUCACGGUCACGUCGGUGCUGAUUUGGCUGCCUUGUGUUCGGAAGCUGCCCUUCAACAGAUUCGUGAAAAGAUGGAUCUCAUUGAUUUGGAAGAAGAGCAGAUUGAUGCCCAGGUUUUGGAUUCUUUGGCUGUCACAAUGGAAAACUUCCGUUUCGCUAUGAACAAGAGCAGUCCAUCUGCCCUUCGCGAGACUGUUGUGGAAGUGCCGAAUGUCACUUGGGGCGAUAUCGGUGGUCUGGAACCAGUCAAGCGAGAAUUGCAAGAAUUGGUGCAAUAUCCAGUGGAGCACCCAGAAAAGUUUUUGAAGUUCGGUAUGACUCCAUCGAAAGGUGUGCUAUUUUACGGACCUCCCGGAUGCGGUAAAACUCUCUUGGCCAAAGCGAUCGCCAACGAAUGCCAGGCUAAUUUCAUUUCCAUCAAGGGCCCGGAAUUGCUGACCAUGUGGUUUGGUGAAUCCGAAGCGAAUGUCCGAGAGAUUUUCGAUAAAGCUCGAGCUGCUGCUCCUUGUGUGCUGUUUUUUGACGAAUUGGACUCGAUUGCCAAGGCUCGUGGCGGUAGUGUGGGAGAUGCCGGCGGAGCGGCGGACCGCGUGAUUAAUCAGAUCUUGACAGAAAUGGAUGGAAUGAAUCAGAAGAAGAACGUCUUCAUUAUCGGCGCCACCAACCGUCCCGAUAUUAUCGAUCCCGCUAUUUUGCGUCCUGGCCGACUGGAUCAGCUUAUUUAUAUCCCCUUGCCUGAUGAAGGAUCGCGUGUGGCUAUUCUAAAAGCUGCGCUGCGGAAAACUCCAUUGGCUAAGGAAAUCGACCUCAUUCAUCUGGCCAAAGUCACUCACGGCUUCAGUGGUGCUGAUCUUACGGAAAUCUGUCAAAGAGCCUGUAAAAUGGCUAUUCGCGAAGCUAUCGAAGCUGAAAUUCGCAACGAGCGACGGCGUCAGGACAAUCCUGAUGCAAUGAUGGAUGACAGUGAUCCCGUACCGGAAGUUCGCCGUGAUCAUUUUGAAGAGGCGAUGAAAUUUGCUCGGCGUUCAGUGAGCGAUGCAGAUAUUCGCAAAUACGAGAUUUUUGCCCAAACCUUGCAACAGUCGCGUGGAUUUGGUGGCCAGUUCCGUUUCCCCGAUCAGGCUGGUGGUGGUGGGCAAGGAGCUCCAGGUGGACGUCCAGGAGGCUUCCAAGAAAAUAACGACGACGAUUUAUAUAGUUAGUUCACUUCAUCUGCAUCCUUGGAAGUUUUCAUAAUCUAUAAUUAAUUUUUAUGUUUCGUUUACAACUUGCGUAAUUAUGUACGCGUCGUUUUUCUUAUUUCUUUUCAACUGUAUUUGCAGGAAGUUGUAGUUGUCUACUUAGUCGUUGAAAUAAAACUUUGAAAUAAUACGGAA
Messenger RNA from Paramacrobiotus metropolitanus, 2767 nucleotides. Its product is annotated as transitional endoplasmic reticulum ATPase-like. Gene Ontology annotation, cellular component: VCP-NPL4-UFD1 AAA ATPase complex; nucleus; cytosol. Bases 176 to 2593 code for a protein of 805 amino acids. NCBI's taxonomy places the organism in Eukaryota, Metazoa, Tardigrada, Eutardigrada, Parachela, Macrobiotidae. Gene Ontology annotation, biological process: autophagosome maturation; mitotic spindle disassembly; retrograde protein transport, ER to cytosol. The transcript has 10 exons. The record is from RefSeq and is a predicted model, not a curated record. Gene Ontology annotation, molecular function: ATP hydrolysis activity; ATP binding; polyubiquitin modification-dependent protein binding.